AUGUCUACCACUGUCAACGGAGUGGGUGAGGAGGAAGGAGAGGGAAAGGUCGUGAAGAAGGUGAAGAGGAAUAAGCAGAGGGUGUUGUUGCUCUCGUCGAGAGGCAUCACGCAUCGGAUGAGGCACCUCAUGAAUGAUUUGGAGGCGCUUUUGCCGCACGUUAAAAAGGACUCAAAACUCGACUCCAAAAACCAACUCUCCCUCCUCCCCGAACUCGCAGACCUCCACAACUGCAACAAUACCCUCUACUUCGAAGCCCGUCGGCACGAGGACCUCUACCUCUGGGCGGCCAAAACGCCCAACGGGCCCUCGGUGAAGAUGCACGUCCAAAACGUGCACACGAUGGACGAACUGAAAAUGACCGGAAACUGUCUGAAGGGGAGUAGAGGGCUGUUGAGCUUCUGUGGGGGCUUCGAGGAGACGGAGUGGGGGAGGUUGAUUAAGGAGAUGUUCACGCAUAUAUUCGGUGUGCCUCCUCAAGCACGCAAGGCGAAGCCGUUCAUCGACCACAUUCUCACCUUCUCGUUACUCGACAACAAAAUCUGGUUCCGCAACUUCCAGAUCAUCGAAAAGGACCCAUUACAGCCUAACGGGCCCCCACAGACCUCCCUCGUCGAGAUCGGGCCCAGGUUCGUGCUGACGCCGAUCCGGAUAUUCGAAGGCGCGUUUAGCGGCGCGACGGUUUUCUCGAACCCUGAAUUCGUAUCACCGACUGUAGUGAGAACAGCGAUGAGGAGAGAGAAGGGUGAGCGGUAUAAGGACAGGAGACAGGCGAAGGAGGAGAGGACGGACAGGAAGGUGGCGAGGGCAUUACCGGAGGAUGAGUUGGCGGUCUCGAAGGUCUUUGCUUGA
Messenger RNA from Stereum hirsutum FP-91666 SS1, 852 nucleotides. RefSeq names its product Brix-domain-containing protein. The transcript has 5 exons. The coding region runs from base 1 to 852 and encodes 283 amino acids. NCBI's taxonomy places the organism in Eukaryota, Fungi, Basidiomycota, Agaricomycetes, Russulales, Stereaceae. Gene Ontology annotation, biological process: rRNA processing; ribosomal large subunit assembly. Gene Ontology annotation, molecular function: rRNA binding. Gene Ontology annotation, cellular component: nucleolus. The record is from RefSeq and is a predicted model, not a curated record.